Messenger RNA from Cynoglossus semilaevis (tongue sole), 1042 nucleotides. RefSeq names its product gamma-crystallin M3-like. The transcript has 3 exons. Lineage: Eukaryota; Metazoa; Chordata; Actinopteri; Pleuronectiformes; Cynoglossidae. Gene Ontology annotation, biological process: lens development in camera-type eye; visual perception. Gene Ontology annotation, molecular function: structural constituent of eye lens. The coding region runs from base 355 to 882 and encodes 175 amino acids. The record is from RefSeq and is a predicted model, not a curated record.
UAUACUCAAACCUGUCACUAGUGAACUUAAAAAUUGAGGAAUCUCACAGUUACUUAAAUGACCAGUUUGAAGUGAAUUGUGAUGCUGCAUACGUUUACAAGGAAGUGUAUUAAUAUCAAUGUAUAUAUAUAUAAUUUUUUUUUUUUUAGACAGUCAUCGAUCAAUGCCUUUCAAAAGGACUUUUCCAGCUGCUCUCUAUGCUGCGGUGGUUUCUGGACCCGUGGUCUCCUGAAGAAUCUCUGCUGACGCCAGACUUCAGUCAGAGAACAACACAUGGAUUAGCCUGAGUAUAAAGGCCCACCUCACCUUUGGUGGUGGAGAACAGAGGGAGCUGAUCCGCGGACUACAGCAGCCAUGAUGGGAAAGAUCAUCUUCUACGAGGACAGGAACUUCCAGGGCCGUCACUAUGAGUGCACCGGCGACUGCUCCGACCUCCACUCCGUGUUCGACCGCUGCCGCUCCAUCAAGGUGGAGAGCGGCAUGUUCAUGGUCUAUGACCGUCCUGGUUUCACCGGGAACCAGUUCUUCAUGAAGAGGGGCGAGUACUCAGACUACCUGAACCUGGCUGGUAUGAGCGACUGUGUCAGGUCCUGUCGGUUGAUCCCCAUGCACCGCGGCGGUUUCAGGAUGAAGCUGUACGAACACACCGACAUGAGAGGCGAGAUGAUGGAGCUGACAGACGACUGCCCCAACGUCACGGAGCGUUUCCGGAUGACAAACUUCAACUCCUGCAACGUGAUGGACGGCCACUGGCUCCUGUAUGAGCAGCCUCACUACAGGGGGCGCCACUACUACCUGAGGCCCGGUCAGUACAGGAGCUUCGGUGACUGGAGUGGCGGCAGCUCCAGAAUAGCUUCCAUCAAGCGACUCAUGGAUCUCUAAAGAUGGAAGGAUGGUUCUAGUAAAGUGUUUGCUCUUCGCCUUGUUUCACACCCUGAAUAAAAUGGCAUCUGUGAUCGAGUGUUAUUAGAUUUCUUCUUUCUCUCUGGGACUUUCAGGGUUCCUUUUAGAAUUCUUUGGUUUGGUUUCCCCCGACCUACAC